GAGGACUGCAGCGGUUUGUACAGAGAAUAAUGGAGACUCUUGAAGAUCGUCUCAAACAGAUGGUUAAGACCUUCAGGAGGGAGUGCCACCGGGUUUUACCGUCAGAGAGGACCACCGUUCAUGGAGCCGACGGCAUGCUGAUGGUGCUGCAGCUGGCCAUGGCAGAGGUCAACAAGCAGCUCGGCCGAGAGUUCAAAGUGGCUCUGAGCGACGUGCUGAUGGCCUGGAAACACUUAUUGUUAGAGAAACUUCACCUGCCGCCCCCCGGCUUCGCACGCCCCGAGAGCUAUGAUCUCAUGCGGGAGGCGUACGAAGCGUUCCUGAAGCGCUCCAACACCGUGGACCUGCUGGACGUGGCGUCCAUGUACGGGCAGCUGAGGGUGGCCGACCUGGACCCCGAGGAGCCGGUGAGCCAGAUCCAGCUCUUUGACUUCCUGUUGGGGAACACCGCCGUCCCAGCGCCGCCGUGCACCCCGUCCAGAAAACCCUGCAGCUCUCAGGUGAAAACGGCCGUGCGGAGGGUUUUCUGCUCCUAUUUGAGUUUGCUCGUAAACUCCAAGAACGACAUGGCCUUGGCGCUGACGCUGGACGUCCCCGAUCGCUCUCUUGGCCGGCAGGCAUUCGCUGACAUCAGGCACGCCGCCCGGGACGACAGCACGGCUCUGUUCCUGGCCGUGACAUCCUUCGUGCGAGCCGUCCAGCUCGGGGGGCGGGGCUACGCUCCGGCCGAGUCCGACCCGCUCAGGAAGUACCUGAAAGGCCUGUCGGAGUUCGUCCAGUUUCUAGACAGCCUGGAGGAAAUACUGGGGGAGAUCCCCGACCCGAGUGUCUGCGGAGCCCGGCUGGUUGCCGCCAUCAGGGCGGUGCUGGUGAAGGGACGCGGCGGCGCCGACCAAGUGUACGCCGCGGCCGGAGAGACGGCGGCGGAGCUGACGGAGAGGAUCUGCCAGCUCCACCAGAUCCAGAAGCAGGCGGCUAACGGGAGCGCGACGGGGAUCAGUCCUGCCAGGCCAAAAGCUUACGCGGUCAAUCACGCCACCGCGUUCGGAGGCCGGGACACCGUGAAGGUGCUGAUUGCGCUGCUGGAUGAAGAAGCCGUCAGGCCUCCGUGGCCCAACAAGGCGGACCUGCUGUGUGAGGACCAGCCCGUUCUGGGCGGAGCGGAGGCCUCCUGUGUCCUCACGCUCUUCAGAUCCCCCGAAGUGUCUACUGGAAGUUCUCCAGAGCCGCUGAGGAACCGGGUCCAAAGCCGAGCGGCCCUGCUCAGACCCAAGACCAAGGAACGAGUCAUCCGAUCCCAGUUCGCCUGCACGUACGUGGACCAGGAUCCGCCUCUCAGCAGGGUGCUGGACUUCCCCAGUACCAGCCAGGCCCCCACCUGUGUGCAUCCGGCGCGCCGACCCAGCACCCCCGACGUGGACGAAGCAAUGUCAGCCGAGCCUUCCUCCGGGAGUCCCGACGAGGAGGUGCAGCGAGGGGCCGCCCUCCAGCAGAGGAGUGGAAAUGACCCGGGCAGAGGCGCCGGCCAGGGCAACAAGAAGACCCAGGGCAGCAAGAGGAAGCAGCUGGACUCCGAGAGCGAGCCUCGGCCGAAGAAGCAGGUCCUCAAGGUGCCUGGAAAGACUGUCGGCAAGAAGAAGCUGAUAGCUGGACAAGGAAAACUCACCAGCUUCUUCAGGGUCUGAAGACUUACCCCAUCUAACCCUCAGAAUUCGCCUGAUGUCCAGUAAUUUCCCAACAUAAAUUGUGGUAAAGACCUAGCGUGAUAGUG
Messenger RNA from Salarias fasciatus (jewelled blenny), 1771 nucleotides. RefSeq names its product PARP1 binding protein (gene parpbp). Gene Ontology annotation, biological process: negative regulation of double-strand break repair via homologous recombination. The record is from RefSeq and is a predicted model, not a curated record. Bases 30 to 1685 code for a protein of 551 amino acids. The transcript is spliced from 11 exons. Gene Ontology annotation, cellular component: chromatin. Lineage: Eukaryota; Metazoa; Chordata; Actinopteri; Blenniiformes; Blenniidae.